GUCUUAAUUUAAGGUUAGGCUUAGCAGUGUGGUUAAGGUGAGGGUUCAAAUCAAACGUUACAAAGAUAAAUAGUAGAAAUAGGCGGGGUUUAUGACUUUGUGGCUGUUAUAACUAUACGACCAAAAUAGAAGCCACUUUCUUGUUCGUCUUUUCACUGACAGACCCAGGCUACCGAUUUGUUUCAAUUCACGCGUUGGGGCUUGAAUAAUUUCAUACUGAGAUACGCGCUAACACUGCAGCAUCAAGAUGUCGUACAUGCUACCUCAUCUCCACAACGGCUGGCAGGUCGACCAAGCCAUUCUAUCCGAGGAGGACAGAGCCCUGGUUAUUAGGUUUGGACACGAUUGGGACCCAACAUGUAUGAAAAUGGACGAGGUGUUGUACAGCAUAGCUGAAAAGGUGAAAAAUUUUGCAGUCAUCUAUUUGGUGGACAUCACAGAGGUUCCGGACUUCAACAAGAUGUACGAGCUGUAUGACCCUUGCACUGUCAUGUUCUUCUUCAGGAACAAGCACAUCAUGAUAGAUCUGGGGACCGGUAACAACAACAAGAUCAACUGGACCAUGGAGGACAAGCAGGAGAUGAUUGACAUUGUUGAGACCGUUUACCGAGGGGCGAGAAAGGGACGAGGUCUGGUCGUAUCUCCGAAGGACUACUCCACAAAAUACAGAUACUGAUUGGUUCUUCCCAUUGCUUUGUGUGAUGCCCAAUGGGAGCGAAUCUGUCUUUUCAAUAUUAGACUUUAUGAACAGCUGGACUACAGACAGGCUCUCUUUUUAUGUUACUGACAAGUCACCUUUUUUCCAUCGCAGUUAUUAAAACCAGUUAACCAGUUAUCACAGCCUGUAUUCUCAGACCCAGAAUAAGGUUAGUCCUCGAUUUUAAAAAUAAAUAAAAAAUCAUUCACAAUUAA
Molecule: messenger RNA, 912 nt
Organism: Oncorhynchus tshawytscha (Chinook salmon)
Lineage: Eukaryota; Metazoa; Chordata; Actinopteri; Salmoniformes; Salmonidae
Product: thioredoxin-like protein 4A
Exons: 4
Coding region: 248-676 (142 amino acids)
Biological process (GO): mRNA splicing, via spliceosome
Cellular component (GO): U5 snRNP; U4/U6 x U5 tri-snRNP complex; spliceosomal complex
Source: RefSeq, a predicted model, not a curated record